Aureobasidium pullulans EXF-150 is the source of this 490-nucleotide messenger RNA. RefSeq lists its product as uncharacterized. The transcript has a single exon. The record is from RefSeq and is a predicted model, not a curated record. Bases 181 to 441 code for a protein of 86 amino acids. NCBI's taxonomy places the organism in Eukaryota, Fungi, Ascomycota, Dothideomycetes, Dothideales, Saccotheciaceae.
UCGAGGAAACCAGCCCAAUUCUCAGAGAAUGGACACCAUCUCAGCGAUAAUCCAUACCCUACCUUUAUGCAUCAAAACGCAGGAUCUUUUCCAAACUAUCAAGCUGUUCAGCGAGAGUCCGACUAAGGAUGAGAUCCAGGCUCUCACUGGACAUCUUGUAAAAUCUGAAAGAGAUCCUGCAUGUUCACAGGUAUAAGAACAGGAGGUCAUGGUGAGCUAGGAUGCUUUUUGGUGGUCUCCAAUAUUGGUCUCUCCUUCUUCUGGUUUUUGGUCUUUCCUUCCUCUCUGGUAUAUUCAGUUGUAGGCUGGGCCUUCCUCUUCAGAGGGCUUUCGUGGAUCGUGCCUUCUUGUUCGGUAUUUGUUGUCCUCACUCGCUUCUUCCUUUCCAGUCGCAGUUCGUUAGUCGCUCUGUCCCCCUGGUGUCCAUUGCAGCCUCGUUAAACGAAUGACUCAGUCGUUUAGUCGCAACUUCUGUUUGAGUAGUUCUGAU